AUGAGUUCGAUUGCCAGAGAGAUCCAACCUAUGAUUGAAAGCAAUCCAGACAUGCCAAUUCAAGCAAUCCAAAGUCAACUGCUUCGGAAGCAUCAACUUGAAAUAUCACUACAUAAGGUCUUCAGAGCCAAAAGGAUAGCAACUACGAAGAUCUAUGGUGAUUACCAAGUACAGUAUGGUCUGCUAAGGUCAUACUGUGAUGAACUUCUAAAAGCCAACCCAGGUAGUACAAUUAAAAUUGAUGUGGAGCCAUGUGGGAACUCAGCUAGUCCUACAAGGCAGUUUCGGAGGGUUUAUUUUUGUUUUGCCUCUAUGAUGAGAGGAUUUAAGAUGAUUGGAAGACCAUUGCUGGGUGUGGAUGGUUGUUUCAUAAAAGGUCCAUUUCCUGGACAGAUCUUGAGUGUUGUUGGUAUUGAUGCGAACAAUAGCAUAUAUCCAGUUUGUUAUGCCCUUGUUGAGGCAGAAACAACACAAACCUGGAAAUGGUUUUUGCAACUGUUGAGAGAUGACCUAGGGUGUACGGUUAACUCUUGUUUCACCUUCAUCAAUGACAGACAAAAGGGUCUGAUUCCUGCUAUGCUAGCUGUUUUUCCUAAUGCUGAGCACAUAUUUUGUUUGAGACACAUUCAUGAGAACAUGAAAUCCAAGUGGCGUAGAGAUCUUUACAAGAAUUUGCUUUGGUCAGCUGGAAGGAAGACAUCUAUUCCAUCCUUUAACAAAGCUAUGGAAGAAAUUAAGACAACAGAACGAGCUAUACAAAUCGUAGGAGCAAGGGACAAGCCGAUUAUCACAUGCCUAGAAUUCAUUCGGGAGUACAUGACCAAGAGAAUAGUGAAAGUCAAAAAAAUACAAGCAAAGUGUAUGGGGCCACUCACUCCUCAUGCCACUGAGGUCUUCGAUGAGAUCAAGAAACAGGCUGCUGAAAUGUCUGUUUUAAUGGUUGAUUCGGAAAAGAAGUGGGAUUUGACAGGGAUGCCUUGCAAACAUGCAGUUGCAUCCAUAUGGGAUAUGUCAAGGAAUAGCAUUGAUGUUGACAUACCAGAAGAGUGGGUGGAUGAAGUGUAUUGGCUGUCAACAUAG
Molecule: messenger RNA, 1080 nt
Organism: Helianthus annuus (common sunflower)
Lineage: Eukaryota; Viridiplantae; Streptophyta; Magnoliopsida; Asterales; Asteraceae
Exons: 4
Coding region: 1-1080 (359 amino acids)
Source: RefSeq, a predicted model, not a curated record